Molecule: messenger RNA, 1464 nt
Organism: Ostrea edulis (European flat oyster)
Lineage: Eukaryota; Metazoa; Mollusca; Bivalvia; Ostreida; Ostreidae
Product: adenylyltransferase and sulfurtransferase MOCS3-like
Exons: 12
Coding region: 78-1412 (444 amino acids)
Biological process (GO): protein urmylation; tRNA wobble position uridine thiolation
Cellular component (GO): cytosol; cytoplasm
Molecular function (GO): URM1 activating enzyme activity; thiosulfate-cyanide sulfurtransferase activity; adenylyltransferase activity
Source: RefSeq, a predicted model, not a curated record
UAUAAUCACUUCCGUGAUAAACAAACCCCAGGCGGCAUGUAUUCACCGUAUUGCAACUGAAUUUUGUCUGUUUAAGAAUGGAAAAGGAAAUAGAAGCAUUGAAGUUACAACUCCAACUUAAAGAGAAAGAGAACAGGAGAUUAAAAGAACUCCUGAAAAUUCCAGAUCCUGACACUUGCAUAUCUCAUGAAAGACCAGAAUUAAGAACAUGUCUGACGAAUGCAGAAAUUGGUAGAUACAGCAGGCAGUUAAUCUUACCUGAGAUUGGAGUUCAAGGGCAGUUGAAGUUGGCUGGUACCUCUGUGCUGGUGGUCGGUGCCGGGGGCUUGGGCUGUCCUGCUGGGAUUUACCUCGCAGCAGCUGGAGUGGGAAGAAUUGGAAUCGUAGACUAUGAUGAGGUGGAGCUGUCAAAUUUACAUCGUCAGAUUCUUCACUCGGAGGGGAAAGUGGGCAUGGCUAAAUCUUCCUCAGCAGCUUCAGCAUGUACUCAGCUCAAUUCCCUUGUGCAAUGUGUGCCCUACCGCAUACAGCUUGACAGCUCUAAUGCUCUGCAGAUCAUUAAGCUAUAUGACAUUGUUUUGGAUGCCAGCGAUAACGUGGCCACACGGUACCUGCUGAACGAUGCCUGCAUACUGUCUCAGAAACCGCUGGUGUCGGGUAGUGCCCUCCGAUUUGAAGGACAGCUGACGGUAUAUGGUUACAAAGAUGGGCCUUGCUACAGAUGCCUUUACCCCAAGCCCCCUCCCCCAGAAACGGUCACAAACUGUUCUGAUGGUGGGGUUCUAGGAGUCAUACCAGGGAUCAUCGGAAGCAUGCAGGCGCUGGAGGCCAUUAAAAUAGCCUGUGGAAUGGAGUCCUCAUUUUGCCAAAAAAUGCUUUUGUUUGACGGUCAAGAAGGGAUCUUUAGAACCAUCAAACUGCGACCAAAACAGCCCAAAUGCAGAGUUUGUGGGGACUCACCAGAUAUCACAGAAUUGAUUGAUUAUCAGCAGUUUUGUGGGUCACGGGCAGACGAUAAGGAAAAGUCAUUGAACCUGCUUGGAAAAGAGGAGCGAAUAAGCGUACAGGAAUAUAAACAGAUUCUGGACAAUGGACAAAAGCAUGUGUUAAUUGACGUGAGAAUGCAGGUGGAAAUGGAGAUAUGUCAGCUGCCCACUGAUAAUUUCAAUUUGCCUGUGAGUUGUGUGGACAGAGACGAUAGUCUAGCUAGCCUGAAGGACCACAUCCAAACAAAAUCAGCUGGGGACGAGGACCUUCCCGUUUACGUCGUGUGCAGACGAGGAAAUGAUUCACAGGUUGCUGUCCAGAAACUUAAAAACCAUUUAAAAUCUUACUCCAUUCAGUUAAAAGACAUUACUGGUGGACUUUAUGCUUGGGCAAAACAUAUAGACACAAACUUUCCAGUGUAUUGAUUAAAGUGAGAAAAACAAAAACUAAAAACACCAACGCAAUUGGCUCAAGCUU